Messenger RNA from Drosophila subobscura, 287 nucleotides. RefSeq names its product neuropeptide-like 4. The record is from RefSeq and is a predicted model, not a curated record. NCBI's taxonomy places the organism in Eukaryota, Metazoa, Arthropoda, Insecta, Diptera, Drosophilidae. The transcript has 2 exons. The coding region runs from base 80 to 241 and encodes 53 amino acids.
AUAUAAAAGGCUGCAAUCGAGCAAACAUCGAGUGCAGUUCGAUUCUAUUUGUCAAGUCGUAGCAUUUACUCUUUUCAUCAUGCUGAAGCUGGUAUUCCUGUUGCUCGCCGCUCUGCUGGCUGUUGUCCUGGCUGUGCCUGCCCCAGCUCCGGGCCCCAAUCCGGCACCAGUGCCCCAGUUUGUCUACUCCUCAGGCUAUCCCGCUGUGGGCUAUGCCUCGCCCUAUGUCUACUAUGGUUGAUGUCAACGAUUCCCGAUUGAAUGAAUAAAAAGCUUUUGCAACAGAA